GAGCACUUAAGCCCUCCUUGUGGGUGCUGCCACAGCUGCGGUCAGGGCUGCUGGAGAAGCAAAGAAGUGGGCUCUUUUUCUUCCUGCCCUGGAGACCAGGGGGGCCUUUACCACCUUCUCCCCAGUCAGUGCCUUCCUCCUGGUCCAUGGGGACAGUUGUAGCCAAACUGCUCCUGCCUACCCUCAGCAGCCUGGCCUUCCUCCCGACAGUGAGCAUCGCUACCAAGAGGCGUUUCUACAUGGAGGCCAUGGUCUACCUCUUCACCAUGUUCUUUGUGGCGUUCUCCCAUGCCUGUGAUGGGCCUGGUUUGUCUGUGCUGUGCUUCAUGCGCCGUGACAUUCUGGAGUACUUCAGCAUCUAUGGAACAGCCCUGAGCAUGUGGGUCUCCCUGAUGGCACUGGCCGACUUUGAUGAACCCCAGAGAUCGACCUUCACAAUGCUUGGCGUCCUUACCAUCGCUGUGCGGACUUUUCAUGACCGCUGGGGUUACGGGGUAUACUCCGGUCCCAUAGGCACGGCCACCCUCAUCAUUGCUGUAAAGUGGCUGAAGAAGAUGAAAGAGAAGAAGGGCCUGUACCCCGACAAGAGCAUCUACACCCAGCAGAUAGGCCCCGGCCUGUGCUUUGGGGCCCUGGCCCUGAUGCUUCGAUUCUUCUUUGAGGAAUGGGAUUACACCUACGUCCACAGCUUCUACCACUGUGCCCUGGCCAUGUCCUUUGUCCUGCUGCUGCCCAAGGUCAACAAGAAGGCUGGGAACGCAGGGGCCCCCGCCAAGCUGACCUUCUCCACCCUCUGCUGCACUUGUGUCUGACUAUACCCCCCCACACACACACACACACCAGGCCCCUGCCUUCCUGCCUGGCAGUCCUGCUGUCUCUCCCAAGGUACUUCCUAUACUUUGUUAUGCGGCCUGUACAUGAGAAAUGGUCUUCUCUACACCCCAAGAGACCAGCAGGCCUGCUGCAUUCUGCUGAGUGCUGCUUAGGGACCCACUGGUUCUGUGUUCACCAGUUGCUUCACUCUGUUCAGGAAAAAAAAGAACUUUAUCCCCCAAGGCCUCACAACCAUAGGUGUGCCUGGCAGAGAACCCUAGACCAGUAAAUACCCAGCAGCAUGCAGGGUUAUCUAUUUCCCAGGUCCUGCCUGUCAGAAUCGUCUGCUUUCCCUAGGAAACUGGGAUUGCCCUUUUAACCCCUGCCCAGGCUCUGAAAGCUCUCCACUUAGGAAGCUGGAGCCAGCGAACCUUGCAUACCCCUGCCUGAGUCCCAUCCCUUCUGCAGGUUUUCGAUCAAGCCAUUCACAGUAAACUCUUGAUCAGCCACUAGUCAUUAGCUUCGCCUAACAUACAUUCUAGUUCCUGGAA
Molecule: messenger RNA, 1364 nt
Organism: Mus musculus (house mouse)
Lineage: Eukaryota; Metazoa; Chordata; Mammalia; Rodentia; Muridae
Gene: Mymk
Product: myomaker, myoblast fusion factor
Exons: 5
Coding region: 147-812 (221 amino acids)
Biological process (GO): myoblast fusion
Cellular component (GO): Golgi membrane; plasma membrane; membrane
Source: RefSeq, marked validated